AUGGCCUUUUCUGACCGCAUUUUCCAAUAUUGCUGGUCAGAAAUGCCAUCUAGUGGCAUCCCAGAAAGAUCCCUCGAUACCCCGAGUCCCAAUGUGGACAUGUCGAUAACUUCGCAACAACAGCAACCGACAUGGCAAACUGUCGAUCGCACUGUUUUUAGCUCUUCGCCAGAUACCAUCAAUACACGUCCCAAUUCGGGGUCAGUGCCAAAUGCCUCUUCGCAAAGCACCCACACCCUCUUUAGUGUGAUGCGUCGUGCGGUGCCUCUACACCAAGAGCAGACAAUUAGGCAACUAGCAAGGCCUCCUCAAACAAAAGAACAAGGAUACACUUUUGCAUCCCAGACAACAUUGCCAACUCAGAUCCCACCGUGGGACUAUGCAGAUUUCCUAGCUUGCGGGGAACAUUACGGAUCACAUCAGCCUCCACCGAGUGAGAGACUCAAAUGCGACUGGAAAGGUUGUCGGUACACUGGGACGUUUGGCCGAAAGGCUGAGCUUAAGCGCCAUGUCGAUACGCAACAUAUCUCCCCAAGAGCAUACAAAUGUCCAAAAUGUGGCCGACCGCACAACAGGGAUGACAACAUGAAUGGACAUUUGCGCAGAGUUCACGGGUCAGAUAUCCAAGCUACGGAGAAGUGA
Molecule: messenger RNA, 642 nt
Organism: Penicillium longicatenatum
Lineage: Eukaryota; Fungi; Ascomycota; Eurotiomycetes; Eurotiales; Aspergillaceae
Exons: 1
Coding region: 1-642 (213 amino acids)
Source: RefSeq, a predicted model, not a curated record